AUGGUAUCGAAAGGUGAUCUCGGGGGUUCGGUCGAAACUGGCCGGGAAGCGGUGAUGAUAGCAGGUGGUCCGGCCGACCCUGGCCGGGAUACGGCGAUGGUAGACGCCCGUGUGAGUUUGCCGAUAAUCCUGGCUCUAAACGGCGACGAAGGUAGCCCGGGAGGUAUAUCGGGUGCUGAUCGGCUGCCGGGUGGGCAACGUCAAGCUACUAGCGCCGGCAUAGCUGUGGCAGAUCGGGAACUGCAAGAAUGGAAAAGAAGAGCCGAAGCGGCCGAAAAGGCUCUGUUUGAGGCCAAGGAGAAUGCAAAGCUGGCUGAAGCGCAGGAGACGCCGAAGGGACCAACGAAUCCACGUCUGGAGAAAAGAGAUAGAGAAACGCCAGGAGACAAAGAGGACCCCAAAAACACAAGGACGACGAAUACAGGGACAAUGAGCAAGAAGAUGGAGAAGAAAGUGAUUGGCGUAAAGUCGAAAACCAGAAGGAGAAGAGGAAAAAAACUGAAGGAAGAGGAACAAAGGACGAAGGAACAGAAGAAGAAGGAGGUGAAGGGAAAGAAACAUGAAGAGGAAGAGAAGAAGAAGAAGAAGAAGAAGGAAGAGAGGAAGAAGGAAGUCAAGAAGAAGGAAUUUUUCAAUGCUGGGGCAGUGGACUGGGGAAGCAGAUGUACCAACGCAAGAGGGUAUAGCCUGCUGGAAGCUCUGGCAAAGUUAGACGUCAGUCUGGCCAACGAAGGAACCAUCAGCACCUUCCGCAAAGAUGGUAGGGAAUCCAUUAUCGACGAAAACGAAAGUAAGCAAGUGGAGGUGGAAGACGAAGGCAUUCGACAAGGAUCUCUUUGUAGAAGCUCUCCGGGUAGACAGACGCGUCCCAGACCAAAGCGCGGACGAAUUGACCGAAUCGUUAACGAGGGCAUGCGACACAACCAUGCCGAGGAAAUCGGAGCCAAGGAACAGACGGCGCCCAGCUUACUGGUGGAACGAGGCACUUAG
Messenger RNA from Ochlerotatus camptorhynchus, 990 nucleotides. RefSeq names its product glutamic acid-rich protein-like. The record is from RefSeq and is a predicted model, not a curated record. Bases 1 to 990 code for a protein of 329 amino acids. Lineage: Eukaryota; Metazoa; Arthropoda; Insecta; Diptera; Culicidae. The transcript is spliced from 2 exons.